AUGGCAGACAUGGCGCGCAGAACGGCGAACGGCGUGCCGUUUCAGCCGAAGCCCAUCGAGGACAUGCACGAGCUGACGUACCUGGAGUACCUGCUGCAGCUGGCGUUCCACACUGCAGACCUGCACGUCACCAAGGCGUUCGCGCUCGCCAGUCCGGAAGACGAAGCCCGCUUCAAGAGCAGCUCUGCGGAGCUUUACCAGGGCUCCAUCCUCCCGGUCUGGAUGGACAUGAACCGCAUGGAGCCUCCGCAGUCGUUCGACGACUGCGCCAAGCGCGGCACCAUGUCGGUGGACGUGACGCAGCAGCUGUUCGAGACCGGCACCAUAUCGCCUCCGUUAGGCUUCCAGGGCAACCCUACCGGCUCGUACCGCAUGCUGCUCUUCCGCGUCGCCGUGGGCCGCACGAUGUCGCACACUCCAGAGGCGGGGGACCACGACGCGUUCUUGAAGCGCAGGGUGCCGGCCGGCUACGACUCCCUGGAGCUGUGCACCAACACCGAGCCCGCGUUCUACAACGCGCUUUAUCGCAUAAGCUCCGAGCGGCAGGCGUUGCUGUGCGCCGCCGUGGAGUUCGAGUUCACCCCGGUCAAGAUCGAGGUGCCGGAGCCCGUCUGCGAGAUGUGUGAGUCGGCCGCGGCCCAGUGGUACUGCCACUCGGACAAGGCACACUUCUGCAACGCCUGCGACGCCAAGCAGCACUCGGUGACGCCCAUAUUCGCGCGCCACACCCGCGUGGCGACGUCCAAGUCGCCGGUGCAAUUCGGGCUGUGCGAGUCGCACCCCUCGGAGGUCAUCGACGUGGUCUGCCUACAGUGCAACCGCGCCCUCUGCAGCCACUGCAUACUCUUCGACGCGCACUCCGACCCGUCCUUCUUCGACCACCCGCUGAUGUCGACCCUCGACGCGUACGAGUGCGCCACGCGCAAGACGUCCGAGAGCGACGCCGUCCUGAAGCGGCGCAUGGAAACCAUCAUGGGGCGGAUCCGGAACCGCCACGACCUGCUGUCGCAAAUCUACGCGAACUUCAACAACGUGCGCGAGAAGAUCGACAACGCCACCUCGAUGCUGCUGGAGCGGCUGGACGGCAUGCGCGCCCGCAAGCUGCAGUACCUCAAGGCCAUCCGGCGCGAGGCCGAGACCGAGCUGCUCCUCAUCGACUGGCUGGAGAGCUCCAUGGCGCACCUGCUGCUCUCGCUGAACCACGCCGACUUCAUCACGAACCGCAAGAAGUACGACCUGCUGGUCGACAAGAUGCUCGGCGCGGACUGCAGGGUCAGCGUCUCCAACCUCCCCUUCUGGAUGACGCAGCGCCUGGUGCUCGUCGGCGGCACCGAGUUGAGCCGCAUGCCGCUGCAGCAGGCCAUCGGCAGCGGCGCAACCGCGAACGCGGGCGCCUCCGACGCCGCCGUGGCCGGCGACUUCACGCGCACCAACCUCUUCGAGGACCUCGGCGACGGCGUCAGCCACGUCCAGGGCGAGCGCGUCAGUCUGAAGAGCAAGAUCGACUCGAUCCUCAAGAACGAGCCCAUGGAGCUGACCGGAGUGCCUCACAGCGUGGCGGUCGGCGCGGCGCGCACGGAGGACGGCGCCGCGUCCCCGACGGGCCCAGCGCCCGAGCCGCAGCCCUCCCAGCUGGUGCUGGCGGUGCAGGACCACGUCCUGGAGCCGGUGUGGACGCUGCUCUCCGAGGGCGGGAUGGCGACGCUGCUGCACUUCAUCCGCGCGGUGCGCAUCCCGGAGAAGAACCACGUGAUCAGGCACGUCGCGACGCUGGCCAACUACUUCGAGGAGAUGGACACGCUGGUGACCAACGCCUGCGAGUUCGAGAUACAGGACCUCAGCCAGAGCAGCCUCUGCAUGCUGAUGCGCAGCUCGAGCUGCAUAAGCGAGAUUCUGAACUUCAUAUUCCUGCACGAGCGCUACGGCUGCGAGGAAUCGAUCGAGUGGGUAAAGCUAUACUGCGACUGCCUGCACGCGUUCGUCGCGGACAACGCCGACGCGAGGCACGCGGCCGAGGAGGCGACGUCCCACGUCGUGAACAAGCUCGUGCAGUCGUCCGACGUGGCCACGAUGCCCUCGACGCUGCGGUUCAUGAUUUACUUCUUUGCUGAGUUGGCAGCGGACCGCGCCGCAAGCUUAUGUGUCGACAUGCUAUUCGGCGUGCUCUUCUCGGCGCACGUGGCACGCAACGUGCGGGGGCUCGACCGCGGGGCGCUGACGGAGGUCUCGUUCCUCAUGGGGCGCGUCGGCAUCGCGUGCUGGGACGCGGUGGAGACGAACUCGCUCGAGUUCUGCCUCGCCGCGCGCCUCAAGGUCUGGAUGCAGGGGCUGCUCAGGCGCCCCCGGCUGAAGUCCAGCAUCCACACGAGGCCCACCGCCGUCCCGACGGAAUCGCUGCUCUACGUCCUCACCGCACUGGACAAGAUGGCAAUGGAGAUCAACUCCGGGACCUGCGGCCUGCCCGUCGAUCAGGUCAACGAGCUGACCGCCCGCUACAACUUCAUCCCGCUCUUCGAGAUUGCCGGCCGGUGGGCGCGCGCCGCGCGUGACGACAGGAGCGGCUGGUAG
Babesia bigemina is the source of this 2568-nucleotide messenger RNA. RefSeq lists its product as hypothetical. Lineage: Eukaryota; Apicomplexa; Aconoidasida; Piroplasmida; Babesiidae. Bases 1 to 2568 code for a protein of 855 amino acids. The record is from RefSeq and is a predicted model, not a curated record. Gene Ontology annotation, molecular function: zinc ion binding. The transcript has 5 exons.